AUAAAGAACAAGCAGAAGGCCCACUCUCUUUGGCGGGAGAAGUACGCGCAACUCGUUCGCGUCUGAGGAAUCGGCCAUUUGUUGGGAGGAAGCAGUGCUGUUCAGUGGAAUUUCACCUCGUGUGCAUUAGAAAUUUCAGUGGCAAGAUGGGCAAGUCACAUCUAGUAUGUGCAGCUAUAAAUUGCAAUAGCAAAGCUUAUAAUUGCAAUUUGUCUUUUUUCCGUUUUCCAAAAGACAAGGAAAGAGCUCUAGUAUGGCUGCUGGAAAGUGGUCGGGAAGACCUGCAAUGUAAAAUUGAUAAGCUGGAUAGUUAUAGAUUAUGUGGGGCUCAUUUUGAGGACAAGUGUUUUAAAAACGAUUUGAAAAACCGUUUGUAUCCACAUGCAAUACCAACAGUAUUUCCUUGUUUAGAAGGUCCAAGCUCUGUGUCAUCGAAAGAGAGCCAAAAGGAACAUAAUUAUGCUAAGAGUUCAUUAAGUAAGUACUAGUAAGUUUUUUUACACACACUAUGAUUAAAAUUUGAUGUCAUAUACAGUAUGGUGCAAA
Messenger RNA from Diabrotica virgifera virgifera (western corn rootworm), 546 nucleotides. RefSeq names its product 52 kDa repressor of the inhibitor of the protein kinase-like. The record is from RefSeq and is a predicted model, not a curated record. Bases 147 to 488 code for a protein of 113 amino acids. NCBI's taxonomy places the organism in Eukaryota, Metazoa, Arthropoda, Insecta, Coleoptera, Chrysomelidae. The transcript is spliced from 3 exons. Gene Ontology annotation, molecular function: sequence-specific DNA binding.